CAUGCCUCUGUGCUCCCAGAGCUGCACACCUCUGCGCUGCAGCGGCCAUGGCCAGCCAGUCAGUGUUUGUUGUUGCUAUAGAUUUUGGCACAUCCUACAGCGGGUACUGCUUUUCUCUUGCUUCGGGUACUGACCAAAUCCGCCAGGUUUACUGGGGAGCAGAGCAUGGCUUAAAGACCCCAAAGACACCUACGAGCAUCUUGUUCAACCAGAAGCAGGAGUUCAAAUAUUUUGGUUAUGAUGCUGUGAUGAAGUACAAGAGCCUGCCCUCCAGCCAAGCUGACAGCUGGUACUUCUUCCAGAACUUCAAGAUGCAGCUGUACAACACGAAUAUCACAGCUGGCAUGAAGCUGAAAGCCACCAAUGGAAAGUUCCUUCCUGCCUUGACAGUCUUUUCCGAAAGCCUGCGCUUCAUGAAGGAACAUGCUUUGAACACCAUCAAGGAGGCCUCUUCCCAAACUGUCUACGACCAGGAGGAGUUCACCUGGGUCAUUACUGUUCCGGCCAUAUGGAGCGCUGCUGCCAAGCAGUUCAUGAGACUGGCAGCAAAAGAGGCAGGAAUUAUCUCUGAUAUGCUCUCUAGGAACCUGAUCAUUGCCUUGGAGCCGGAAGCUGCAUCGCUGUGGUGCAAGCAGCUUCCACAUGAAGGGUUUAUGGCAGACAGCAGUGACAAGAAGAAGUUUGAAGACUCCCCUGGGAUCCGGUAUAUUGUUGUUGACUGUGGAGGUGGCACCAUAGACAUCACAGUACACGAGAUCCAAGAAAACCAUUCCCUAAAGGAGCUACAUAAGGCAAGUGGAGGUGGAUGGGGAGGCAACAGAGUGGAUGAAAACUUCACCAAUUUCCUCAAGGAAAUAUUCAAUGAUGGUGUAUGGGAUGAAUAUGUGAAGAAGUACCCUACUGAAUUACAAAAUAUGAUGUACAACUUCAGCUUACAGAAAUGCUCUGCUAGUAGGGAGGCAGUCUACAUACGCUGCUACUACAACCUGACCAGAGUGGCAGAGUCCAAGAAGGACAUUUCCCAAUUCUUUAAAAAUGCAGCAGGAGCUGUGUGGUGUGAUGGGACAAUCAUGAUUACAUAUGAGAAAAUUAAGUGCUUGUUUGACUACAGUAUCAACAAUAUAAUUUUUGCUUUGAGGGAAAUUCUUUGCAGACCUGAGAUGGACAAAGUCCAGUACAUUUUACUUGUGGGAGGCUUUGCGUGCAGCAUUAUCCUGCAAGAUGCAGUGAGGCAGGCCUUUAGCAGCAAGUGUCAUAUCCUUUGUCCCAUGGAGGCCCAGGCAGCCAUUGCAAAAGGGGCUGUUUUAUUUGGAGUUAAUCCACACAUCAUUACCUCAAGAAUCAGCUGUAGGACAUAUGGCUUAAGAGUAGGUAAGAAAUUUGAUGAGGCUAUCCAUGAUGCCCGUAAACGGAAGGUCUCAAAAGCUGGUGACUUUAUUUAUUGCACAGAUCUCUUCUAUAAACUGGUGGAAAUUGGGGAGUCAGUGAACAUAGACGAAGCUGCGCACUUUGAUUUCUUUCCAAUUGAACCAGAUCAAACAGGGGUAACCUUUGCUUUCUAUUGUACAAAAAAACAGAAUGCUCAGUAUGUGGAUGAGGAAGGGGUAGAACUGCUUGGCUCCUGUGUAGUGCCAUCACCAGCCACAUGGCUGGGGUUAAAGCGCAGGCUGAAAAUUGAGAUUCAGUUUGGGCUCACUGAAUUUAAAGCCACAUGUACUGAUGUUACUUCCCAAAAAAGUCAGACAGUUAUAAUAGAUUUUUUAUCUUAUAAUUACUCAUCAUAUUGAACAGAUCUUAGAUGCCUUUUCCAACCAUUAUGAUUCUGACAAUUCUAUGACUUUUACCAUAGAGGAGACAAUUGGACCAGUAAGUUCAUCAUUCAACUUUCCUUUUACGCAGUAAAACUACUAGUCUGAUUCUCUGGUUC
Messenger RNA from Melozone crissalis (California towhee), 1927 nucleotides. RefSeq names its product heat shock 70 kDa protein 12A-like. Lineage: Eukaryota; Metazoa; Chordata; Aves; Passeriformes; Passerellidae. The transcript has 4 exons. Bases 48 to 1787 code for a protein of 579 amino acids. Gene Ontology annotation, molecular function: ATP-dependent protein folding chaperone; ATP binding. The record is from RefSeq and is a predicted model, not a curated record.